Molecule: messenger RNA, 783 nt
Organism: Drosophila mauritiana
Lineage: Eukaryota; Metazoa; Arthropoda; Insecta; Diptera; Drosophilidae
Exons: 2
Coding region: 18-602 (194 amino acids)
Source: RefSeq, a predicted model, not a curated record
UCGAGACCGGCGACCAAAUGGAAGCACUACGUCGAUUUUUAAGAACGGAGACCCGUUGUCGCCUCUACGGGAUACAUACCAUAUUAUUGUUUGCCCUAUUUUUGGGUUUCUCGGUGGCUGCUGAGGUGCCGGAUUUGCUCACCCCCGAACCGGAUAUCACGAUAGACGAAUGCCACGAUGAGUUCACCAUUGCCUGUGCCAACGCCUCGCUGGUCUUCUCCGAUUCCUACGAUCUGUGCGAACUGAAUGCCAAUGAGACCAUCAUCAAUCUAGAGGUCGAUGUGGAACUGGAGCGACUCCAAAUCGAGUUGGGAUCCAGUGCGGUGUGCGGAAAUAUGCAAAUCUGCGACACAUUGGUUGACGAUCUGGAGUACUUUCAGUGCAUCAAUAAAAACGGAAUCCAUAACCUGGACAUUCUGACCGAAAUAAAUUACAAUGCCACGAGUGCUUAUACACGACUACACGAGGACUAUGAUGCAGUGCAUCGGGCGCUUUUGCUUUGCGGCCUCGAUGCCCAGAAAAAGUACAUUGAGGACAUAAGGCAGGCCCACAGAGAACUCACUCAAUGUCGAUCGGAAAUCGACGAGCUUAACAACGAGUAGUCGUCGCUUAUCUGUCACUAUACAAACAAAAUGAUUAAGGGUGAAUAAACACCAUCAUAUAAGCUAAAUCACUAUAGUUUACCAGGAAUUGAUAUUAUUUUCUGAUAAGGAUAUAACUUUUAGGAUUUGUUGAUUGCCUGAUCCGUCUUAGAUACAUUAAGUACAUAUAUAUAUAACUUCC